This is a messenger RNA of Notolabrus celidotus (New Zealand spotty), 4753 nucleotides long. RefSeq lists its product as uncharacterized. Lineage: Eukaryota; Metazoa; Chordata; Actinopteri; Labriformes; Labridae. The transcript has 7 exons. Gene Ontology annotation, biological process: leukocyte chemotaxis; induction of positive chemotaxis. Gene Ontology annotation, molecular function: CD4 receptor binding; cytokine activity. The record is from RefSeq and is a predicted model, not a curated record. Bases 529 to 3894 code for a protein of 1121 amino acids.
AGUGUGGCAGGUUUGCGUCACUGUACACACUCCAUCAUGCAAAGCUGAUGUAAAGAGAAAAAGACGGAGAGAGAGGAGUUAGGAGCUGAUGUCAUUACAGAGAGCUGCUGUCAGUUUGAAUCUGUGUCAACACGGCGGACUGUGACAUGUGUAGAGAUCUCUUUUAGAAAAGGCAAUGUGAGCUGUUCGCUGAAGAUAUGCUGGGGACCCAAACACUCCAAGGAACAGAACAAAAAAUCAAGAGGUGCCGAAGAGGACCCAUCUGGACCACAAGACAACACCUCUGAAAUAUCAAACGUUGCUAUCAAGGAUUUGUUCCUGUGCUAAAAAUACAAAUGAGGAAACUGUAGUGUGCCAGGUCUAAUGGUUUUUGCACACUGAAAAUUGCAGCAUUCAGACAAGCUACUGCCAAAGUUCAGUGUUAAAGAUAGUUGCUUGGAAUCUCUUAAAUAUCAAGUUCACUCUUCCGCUCCCUUUUUGGGAUUUGGCACUUCACAGGUGGUCAUUAACUUUGUUUACUCUUGGACAAUGGACUUGUCUUUACUCCCCACUCAAGUGAGUGAGUACAACAAGCAGAGGGCAGGAGCGCUCUUCACUGUCCGCCCAGCUAACUCUCCUUCUUACAGCCUCACACGAAGACCAGGUGUCAGGAAACCUAGAGGUUUUCUGGAAGAGGACAGGGGUGGUUCUGAGGAAGUUGGAGAAUUAAAAAGAUAUGGCUUGCAGACUGGUGCAUAUAGUUCAAUCAACCAUGAAGACCCCAAAGCUGCUAGUUAUCAAGCCAGGAUUAGGAGGAGCAGUGGUGUGAUCAGUCAGUGUGAGGAGAAGGACACAUUAGGCUACAAAAUGUCAGCUCAGCUGGACCAGAAUGGAACAGCAGACAAACCAAUCAAAGAGUAUGGAACUGACAGAAGUGCCAGCUUUGCAUCUGAACGCCAUGGCAGAGCAGAGUUGAGGAGAUCCAGCCUCCCAAGUAGAAGCAAAAGUUUGGAUUGGAAGGCAGGGGAAAGAAGCUAUGAUCGCGGCAAAAGAGCUGACAUCUCAUCAACUAGACUAGCAAGUGACAUCUGUAGACUCGCUGGAGGCUUGGAUGAAAGGACAGGAGCUCAUGGUGCCAGUGGAAGGGUGAGGUCUUCAAUACAGACCUAUUAUAACACUUCAGGAACAAGUAAUGUUAUCCAAGAGAGAAGCCCAGUCAGUCAUAUGGAUCAGGCUUUGGACAAAACCAGUAGAGGACACUCUCUCCCUACCAGGUUAAGGUCCCAGUCUGGACCUUGCUCUAAUGUGAGAGUGCCGUCUGCCUCAUUUGGAUCCAAAGGGGGUCAGAGUAUUCUGGAGCGGAUAGAGAAACUCUACGGGUCAGUUGGCUUUGGUAACAUUGAGGACUCCACCUCUUUGAACCCCCUUUAUAGAGAAACAGCCAAAGACCUCAUCAUUCCACAACAGCCGAGAGCAUACAACUGGACAUCAGGGGGAACGUUCCCAAGGAGUUUCUCACUUGGACAGCCAAACAACCUUAGUCCAGUGCAAAGCAGGAGUUCAUACACCUGGACGCUAACAGAUGACUCAGGUUCUGACACUUUACUUUCCUCUAAUAGGAACAGGGAAAAACCAUUAGGACAGUGUCCACCACAGAUCAAGAGUAUCAACUUGGGUAGAGUGUUAGGAGACAGUGGCACAAUGUCUCUGGACAGAGCAAGGAGCAGGUACACUACUGCAGCUCGAAUAAGAGCUGAGAGGGCUGCAGCACAAAUAACUGCACAGCCAGAGUCAAGCACUUCCUUUGACAAGAGGAGUUCUGCUUCUUUGAAGGACUGGUCUGGAUCAAGAGAGAGAAGAUUAAGUGGAAGUACGGACUGGAGCAGGCUGAACCAUAGAGAGGAAAAAAGUGACAAUGCAAAAAAAAGGACUGGUUGGCUUGAUAACCAAGAGACUGUAGAUAGAGCAAAUGACAAAGCUAAAUCAAAGAGUAUUAGCACUGAUGAUGUGUUUGACUCAAACCCAAUGACAACCUCAAUGAAAACACCAGAAAGGAAGAAAUAUACUGAGGGGUUGUCGGUCAAAACUGUAGCCAGUGUGAGAAAUAAGAUCAGCCAGUUUGAGGCUCUGUCACAGAGAUUUCAAGGUUUGGCUACAGGAAAUGUCCUGAUGCCGAGAAGAGCUUUCUCUGUGCCAACACAACUAAGCGAGGCUCAUGAUGGAAAGAAAAAGAAUGGGUCAACAAAAGAAUGGAGAGACAAGUCUGAGGAGAUAGGAGCAGAAAAAAAGCUGGGGUCAGAAAGGUCCUUAUCAGUGGACGAGGUUGGAUUCAGAUUACAGAGGAAAGAGAGAGAAGGGGGAGACUUUGUUGAGAAUGAAAGAAAAGAAAUAGACAAAGGUAACAAUUGUGCUGAAGAUUUUGAAAAGUACUCCAGGGUCAAAAGCACUCUUGAAAUCCAAAUAGAUGGAGGAGAUAGAAGAGGGCGUAGAAACUUCUACAUAGAUGAAGCAGAUUUCAGCAAGCUCCCUAGCCCUGAGGAAGCAAGUGAGAGACCAACUUCACUACUUCUGUCCAACUUCAGCGACACUCCUGAUGGUGUGCAGAAAGCCACAUCCGUCAUCGUUCUCUCACCCGCUAGCGAUGAUGACAAGACUCCAACAAACACUCCAAACCACUCACCUGUUCUCUCUCCUACAACCCAACCAGGAAACUCCACUCCUGUUGCCAAAAGUUUAAAUGAAAGCACUCCUGUUCCUACACAAGCAGCAAAAACACCCAAAGCAGAUGCCCCACCUCUCCCUCGACCUGGCACCACUACAUCCCACAGCGGUCUUCCUGAUCCCAUCCCUCCAGAUGUCAAUGAAGUCUUUCCAAAGGGAAAGAAGCAAGUGUUGGACCUCAAUGCAUGGGUAGCUGGCUUGAACCCUACAAUUAGUGUCUGGAAUGAUGAAGAUGAUGAUAAUGAUGAGGACGAUGAUGAUGAAAGCACACAGAAGGAUGAAGAUUCAAACUAUGAUUCAGACUCUGGAGAGUCCUCAGUUACCAUCACUAGCAACAUGAGCCAGUCAGAUCGUAGGAGCUUCUGUGUCAGUCUUUCAGACCUGUGUAACUUUGCUGGAGUGGACUAUGAGUCAGAGAAUGAUAGCGACGAGUGGCAAUCUAUAGGCCGGCGAUCUGCCUCCCUGAGCUCAGACAUGUCUGCAAUGUCCUAUGUGUCAGUGAUGCCCACAGAGGACCUCGAUAAGCUACUGGAGGAUGUCAGGAGCCUGGGUGACAGCACUUUGCAGGACUAUAACGAUGUCCAGGUGGUUGUUCUACAUAAGGAAGCGGGAGUGGGACUAGGCUUCAGUUUGGCUGGAGGCACUGACCAAAACAAGCCAGUCACUGUUCAUAAGGUGUUUCACUUGGGGGUAGCAGCCAAGGAAGGCUCCAUACAAGAGGGGGAACAGGUCUUGUCAAUCAAUGGCACAGCAUUGGGAGGUUAUGCCCAUUGGGAGGCCGUGAGGGUCCUUAGAAGGGCGAAGAUGCGGGAUUUGGGGGUGGUGGUCCUUAAGAGAGCAGGGACAAGCAGUGUCAGUAAAGGGGGAGCGCAGACAAAAAAUCAAGUGCCAACAGAGACUCAGGACACCCCGACAGGUGAGCUUUUGUGUGUGAGUCUGGAGAAGAACAGCAGGGAUCUGGGCUUCAGCCUGGAGGGGGGAGUGGGCUCCAGUCAGGAGGACAAACCACUAACUGUACAGAAGAUCUUCCAGGGAGGCCCUGUUGACAGGGUGUGUCCUGGUGAUGAGGUUGUAGAGAUUGAGGGAGUGAGCAUGGUGGGGAUGAGACGUCUGGAGGCGUGGACAUUUAUCAGAAGGCUACCCACCGGGCCCGUGGAUGUGGUGCUGUGUCGAACUCAACAUCGGGAAACAUAAAGAUGAUUACUGAUUGAAAAGAAACUCAUUGCCGUCCUUGACAGAAGCAUUGUUCAACCUGGCAAUGUAAUAAGCUAUGGAUUCAGCCCUGUUGGGCUAAUGCCUUGAAAACAAUCCAGCCAUUAGUUUCAAAGCUCUUUUUACGAAAUCCCUAACGGGAAUAUAAUCUUGGAGACCAGGUCAAAAGUGUGUAUUUUUCCUCACGUUAUCCUCAAGAUCUACCUCAGGCCUGGAAUGUUUCUGUGCCAGCCAUAAUUCAAGUGCACUGAUGGCAAAUACAUCAUUAAACCAACUUUUGUUACUUAUAGUGUGAUCAGUUGAAAAGCUUGUGUUGUUACAUUUUGUCUAUGCAAAAACACCUUGUAAUAUAUUGUAAAUAGAAGCUAACUUCAUGCACAGUUGAUAUUGCUUUUUAAUAAACCUCAACUUAAAUCAUGCUUUUCAUUCUUUCAUCCAGGAGAAGGAGAUAGUGUGAUAAGAUGUUAUCUUUCUACCAGUUAGCAAACAAAGCUUAGUGAACAAAAGUCGGAAACGGGUUAAAGGUAUCUGUCCUCUUAUGCAUAACAAAACAGAUACUCGUCAAAAGCGGAUGUGAUAAGAUAAGAUGCCACAAGCUGCCGACGUAACUAUUUUUACAACUUCAAAACACCUUUAAAGGUUUAUGUUGUGGAAACGUUCAUAGUUCUACCUUUGCUUAAAAAAGCACACUCAAAAUAAAGUAGGCACAAAUCAAAGCUAUUUUCCAUAGACAUCAAGGUAUCUCUUUUCAUACGCCUUAUCUUGUGUCGUCACCUGUCUGUGGGCAGAAGUCACAUGCCACUCUGAAUAUUAUCAGCAAUAAAAUAUCCGUUGCCAUCCU